ACUCUCGACGCUUUUCCAGUAUAGUGAGCAUCCAUACUCGGGUCCAUGCUCGGGUCGUCUCGGUGAAUGUGUACUUUCGGCAUAAAAUUCUGUUUGAUUUCCCGCGUUAAUGUGUAUAACCUAAAAAAUUAAACAACAAAUUAGAUUUGUUUCAAAAUAUUAAAAAUACGGAAUAUCUUACAUGUUAUUAAAUAAUAUGCUUUGAUAGAAGAAAAGCGCAUCUGAUUAGUGUUAUCUUGUGGUUCUAACAUGAAUUCACAUCCACAAAAAGCAUUAAACCUUGAUCUCGUCCAGCAGCUUGAUUUCAUCAGAUACUAUAGAGGUUUGCCUGAGAAACCAUCAUCAACUAUACGUUUUUUCAAUCGUAAUGAAUAUUAUUCUCUUCAUGGUGAGGAUACUGAUCUGGCUGCCGAAUUUUUAUCUACCCCCGUGAAAUAUAUGGGCGAUGAACCGAAACUGAGCUAUGUAACUGUCAGUAAGGGACAAUUUGAAUUGUUUCUAAGAGAACUGUUAAUCGUCCGGCAGUACAGGGUCGAAGUGUACAUCAAGCAUUCUACAAAAGGAAAUCAAUGGGCUUUGGAAUAUAAAGGAUCUCCUGGAAAUUUGAGUCAGUUUGAGGAUUUACUUUUUGAAAAUGCACCUAUUGAUUUCACAAACUGUGUCAUGAGUAUUAAAAUAUGUCCCAAUAAAUUACUGGCAUUGAGUUGUGUUAAUGUCACUGAAUGUAAAUUUGAAGUAUGUGAAAUUACGGAUAACGACUCAUUUUCGGAACUAGAAGGUUUGAUUGCUCAGAUUGGUCCCAAGGAAUGUAUACUACCAAAUGGAGAAACACCUGAUCUGGUUGCACUAAGAAAAGUUUUAGAAAGGAAUGGCAUUCUAAUAGCGAAGGUUAAAGCAUCGGAUUUUGCAGGCGAUUUAGCGCAGGAUUUAAAUAGACUUUUAUACUUUUCGAAAGACCAACAAAGAAACUGCUUUUCUUAUAAGGAAACCAAUUUCAAGAAUGCACUAGGUUGUUUAUCUGCUCUCAUUAAAUUUCUCAAUUUAAAUGAAGAUGAGAAAAAUUUUAAUCAAUUCAAGCUCAGUACUCUAGAUGCUCGCAGGUUUGUAAGAAUUGAUAACGCAGCUUUGUUCGCCCUUCAUGUUAUACCUAAAGCUUCAAAUACAGGUCCAAACAAUUAUUUUAAACGCGUUGAUAAAUCAUCCAGUCUAAAAGGACUUUUAGAUAACUGUGCUACAGCUCAAGGAAGUAGAUUAUUGGAACAGUGGAUAAAACAACCUUUAAAAGAUAUUCAUGCUAUAAAUGAAAGAUUGGAAGUGGUGGAGUGUAUUUCAAUGAAUCUCGAUAUUAGAACACAACUCGUUAAAGAAUGGUUACCAAGAGUUAUGGAUUUGGUGCCAUUAUCUAGAAAGAUCGGCUCGAAAAAUGCCAGUCUUCAGGAUUGUUACAAGGUAUAUACAGCUGUUAGUACUAUACCUGCCAUUAUUAAAGUACUGAGAGAAUUAAACAACAAAUUCGUAAAUGAUAUGUUAGUUGAUCCGUUAUCAGAACUAUCAUUAGACAUGCAGAAUUUUCAAAAUAUGAUUGAACAAACUCUAGAUUUUGAGUUGGUUGAUAGAGCGGAAUUCUUAAUAAAAAGUUCUUUCGAUGAAAGUUUAACUGAGUUAGCCGAACAAAAAGAUGAAAUUCAAGAAAAAAUGCAAAAAGUGUUAAGUAGAGUUGCAAAUGAUUUGGAUUUGGAUAAAAAUAAGGGUGUCAAACUAGAAUAUACUGAACAACUUGGAUAUUUCUUUAGGGUAACUUUAAAAGACGAAAAAUCGUUGAGAAAACACAAAGAUUUUAAAAUUUUGGGUGCAAUUAAAGGUGGAGUUCGAUUUACAAACAGCAAGUUAUCUGAUUUAAGUGAAAGCUAUAGUGUUGUUAAUGAAGAGUAUAAGGAACGCCAAAAGAAUGUUGUGAAAGAACUUAUUGAAGUGGCUUCUGAAUACGCAGAUACUUUGAAAAAUCUCAAUAUACUUGUAGCAAAGGUAGAUGUAUUAACAUCUUUCGCUAUAGCAGCUAUUUCCGCUAGAAUUCCUUACAUAAAACCCAAACUACUUCCAGAAGGAUCAGGUAUUUUGAAAUUAAAUAAAGUGAGACAUCCGUGUAUCGAAGCUCAAGAAAAUAUUUCUUUUAUUCCAAAUGAUGUUAGUUUUGAAAAAGAUGGCAAAAAAAUGUUUAUUAUUACAGGUCCAAAUAUGUGCGGAAAAAGUACAUACAUAAGAAGUAUAGGUACUGCAGUUUUGAUGGCUCAUAUUGGGAGCUUAGUUCCUUGCUCGGCAGCUGAGAUAUCUGUUGUAGAUGCUAUUUUAGUUAGAGUUGGUGCUGAGGAUUGUCAAUUGAAAGGUCUUUCAACAUUUAUGUUGGAGAUGAUUGAAACUUCUACUAUUAUUAAGACAGCUACCUGCGAUUCUUUGGUCAUUAUUGACGAAUUGGGAAGAGGCACUUCUACCUACGAUGGGUGUGGUUUAGCAUGGGCAAUUGCGGAGUAUAUUGCUAAUGUAAUCAAGCCUUUUUCUCUUUUUGCUACCCAUUUCCACGAAUUAAAUCUACUAGCUGAAAAAACAGAGUUUGUUGGAAAUCUACAUGUGUCUGCUCUAGUUACCGAUGAUGAAAUGACUCCAUUAUACACUAUACGUGAAGGAGAAUGCGACAAGAGUUAUGGCAUACAUUGCGCAAGAUUGGUGAAAUUUCCAGAUGAUGUUAUACAGGACGCAAUUAAAUACCAGAAAAAAUUAGAACAUCAAAGUGGAUUGAAAUAUAUUAAAGAUUUUGAACCAAGUGUCAAAAGAAAAAUUAUUUCAGAAGGUGAUGAAAUAAUAAAGAAUACAUUGAAGAAAUUCAAAUCAUUAGAUUUGGAUACGAUGACAGAUGAUGAAUUACAGAACUAUAUACAAAAAGCAAAAGAAGAAUUGGUUGCAACUAACAAUCUUUUCAUUAAUGGGUUGUUGGAUCUUUAGAAAUAAUAUAACGAAAAAUAAUUGUCAAAGAUACAAGUUUUGUCAUAUAUUUCUUUAGAAAAUAGGUUACCAUGUUUUUCUAGUAUCUAGAUCUGAAAUAAAAGAAUGUUGUUUAGUAUCUAAGCUUACGUUUUGUUUUGUACUAUUUUUUUUAAAUAAAUUGAAAACUAAUUUGUUAUUUUUAUUAUUAGGCACUGUGUAUAUUGUUUUCAAAUAAACAAUAAGAUAUCCACCCUGUUUUAAACUAUAUUGUAUUAUAUUAUAUUAGAAAUUUCCAAAACCUAUAAAUAAAUGUUAUUACUCUUGAGCAGACUUUCGUGAUAUUUGUUUGCUCUUCUUAGAUUGAUAUUAGCAAUGAAAAAGUGAUUAUGUUUAGUAAUAAUUUAUAAAAACCAUACAAUUGGAACUUAUUCUUUUUAUUGUCAUCUUUUUAUACACUUUCAGGCGUUGUAUUGAAACUACUGAAUCUGUCUUAUCCAAUAGAUGAUCUUGCAUAAUCAUGUAUUUUUGCUACAGUUUUUAGUGUUAAUGUUAUUUAAGGGGAUUGACUUUAAGACUUAUAUAAACACUUUUAAACACAUCAGCUCAUCUUUCUGUUAUUCCAAUUGAAGUUGAAGAGUCCUUUUGUACUCUUAACAAUCGUUCGUGACUUUCUUCAGGUCACACACUUUUUAAAACUUUGCACCUCUAAGAAAACCCAAUAACACCACAUAUUAGUUAAGGGACUAAUACCGCUUAUAAUUUUCAAAAAAUUGAUUUUUUUUUACAUUUUUCGAAUCCUUUUACUUUUAACAAAUAUCUUCUAGAAUUUCAUAGCGAAAUUCGAAAUAAUACGAAAGUUAUUAAUCAAAAAGUUAAAAACCAAAUGCUGACAAAACUUGAUGCAAUGUUUCUAAUCUACUACCUUUUAAUGUAUUACUUCUAAUGUCGCAACCCUAUUCUCCUUAUAUAGACUAUAAAUUGUCAUACGUAUAAAAUCUUGAGUAGCUUAGUCAACUGAUUUCAGUUUUUCUUUACAUGUUUUUCGGUUCUGUUAAUGAUCCUCAGCAACCCCUUUCGUGACUACUCGAUAAAUGGAAAAUUAUUUACUCAAGUUAAUUCAGCAAUUCUAAUUAGAAUGAUCAGUUUGCUGAAUAUUUUCCUUUUUUAAAGAUUCGAAUAUAUUUAAAAUAACUUGCUAUGUUUGUAUAUCUAAAUCUUUAUUAUUAAAUUCAUACCUGUCUUUAUUCUCACCACACUGUGCUAUUUCAUUGUCUUUAUUCGCCCAUGGUCUAAAGAACGCCAUAUUUCUAUUUAUUUGAAGAAAUUUAUGAAUUAAAUGAAUCUCACCUAGCGACGCCACGGCUUAUCGUAAGAGCCAAUAGAAAUGCAUUUAUGUUUACGAUUCGAUGUUUUCAUUGGUAAACAGUGGAUAUGAUGAGUCUACGGGAACUGACGAUUUGUUAGAUGUUUACCGAAUAUUAUAUGGGGAGUAAAUAUUAUUUUUUUAUGUAUAUUUUGUUAUUUUUAUUAAUAGACAAUAAAGCCUUUUAUUAUUA
Diorhabda carinulata is the source of this 4535-nucleotide messenger RNA. RefSeq names its product DNA mismatch repair protein Msh2 (gene spel1). NCBI's taxonomy places the organism in Eukaryota, Metazoa, Arthropoda, Insecta, Coleoptera, Chrysomelidae. The transcript has 14 exons. The record is from RefSeq and is a predicted model, not a curated record. Gene Ontology annotation, biological process: mismatch repair; mitotic recombination. Gene Ontology annotation, cellular component: nucleus; MutSalpha complex. The coding region runs from base 250 to 2997 and encodes 915 amino acids. Gene Ontology annotation, molecular function: ATP binding; ATP-dependent DNA damage sensor activity; mismatched DNA binding.